CCACCCACCCAGCACCACCAAACCCCUCUGAUCUGGCAUCGCGCGGAGCCGGCACGCCACAUCCACCGCGCGUCCACGCGGUUCGAAGCGCACUCUCGUCGAGGGUGCGUGAGAGAGAGAGAGGGGGCCUUGGAAGCUUUCCCCUUCCUUGUGGCCUCCCCUCCACCGGAGACCACAUUCGCGUUGUGUGUCUGCGUGCGAAUAAGCAGCAGCAGCAGCAGCGAUGUUCCUGUCAGCGCUGCUCCGCAUGAGCCUCCCCGGCGGCCGCCAGUGGGCCGGCAAGCACCGCCGGCCGCUGCGCGUGUCCUACAACAGCCUGGUGAAGCUGCGGCGGCGGCUCGAGGCGGAGGCUGAGAACGAGUACUGGCUGAGCCGCGCGUGGAUGAGCCGCGAGCAGGAGAGCGGGCACAUGGUGGAGUUUCGAACCAGCGCGUUUCGCGCUUUCACGCGGGAAAAGACGGCGGCGCGCUUCCCGCCGCACCGCUUCGUGAACGAGCACCUGCAGCAGCUGAACGUCAACAGGCGCUGGUGACCGCGGCGAGUGGCGAUGGUGGCCACCGAGGCCUCCGCGUCGCGUUGUCCCCUCUCGGGGCCCCAGCGGCGUACUGCGCGGGCGGGUGGGCGUCGUGUGUUUGGGCAACGUGUCACUGGGCAGAAAGCGAUCCGUCAGUAAGUGGCUGGGGCAGCCGCCUGCUGGUAGGACAACACGGCGCACCGUGAGCGGACGGCUGGGACAGCUCAUUAUCAGCUCAUCGUGCUCGUCAAUAUCGGCUCGUUAUCGGGACGGCGUGUUGCUGGGUGGCGCUUUUGUGGGCACCGCACCUCGCCGUACCGGCAUCGUGUCGGGGGUUGGUGAGGGUGGCGAGGAGAGCUGGGUGUUGUGGUACCGCGUGGUGCUGGUGGCGUGAGGCUAAUGUAGAAAUUAUCGAGCGUGUGCAUUUGGGAUGUAACGAUUGGAACCACCAAAUCCAUUCUUACGCUCGUGAUCCAUGCAUCAGAUUGUAUGUCUGAGGGCCAAUUUAUUUUUCCUUCAUAUUCAUUGAUGCCACUUCAAAGUAUAUUAAUUCGUCUCACUGUAGACUAAACAAACUACAAGGAGAAAAAUGUAUUGCGACUCCAAAUCAUGACUUUGAAAAUUCAUCAAAUUGUUGACCGAAUCAAUCGUUACAUCCUUAGUGCGUGUAUACGCGUGUACAGUUAGGUCGUGUUGGGCUCUGAGGUUGGGCAAGGGAUAUAUUGUGCCUAGAUCUCAUGCACCAUUCUAAUCUUGAAGCAGAUGUCAUGUAUUUGCCGAUUUACAACAUUGUAAAAAGCGCUGAAUAAAGGCUUUUGAUGGCGAUCUAA
Molecule: messenger RNA, 1344 nt
Organism: Petromyzon marinus (sea lamprey)
Lineage: Eukaryota; Metazoa; Chordata; Hyperoartia; Petromyzontiformes; Petromyzontidae
Gene: MRPL57
Product: mitochondrial ribosomal protein L57
Biological process (GO): mitochondrial translation
Cellular component (GO): mitochondrial ribosome
Molecular function (GO): structural constituent of ribosome
Source: RefSeq, a predicted model, not a curated record